CAAUAAAUUGACCCUCAUUUUUAUCAUUUUUAUAUUAUAUAGUUUUUAUUAAAGCUGUGACUCACAGCAUAGACUCAGUUUCUUUUACAGUAUAUACUUUUUUAAAUUCUGGGUUUUCAUUCUCAAAUUCAAACUUAUCCUCUUACAUUUUUCCCCUUUUUUCUCUCUCUAAUUUUCUCACUAAUUCACGAAGGAUCCAAGUUAUUUCUUUUUUUUUUUUUUUUGUUUAAAUUCUUUAAUUAUCCUCGUUUUCUGCUGCUACUGCCAGCUUCGGAUCUGCAGUUUCUUCGCUCCCCACAAAAGGGUUGUUUCCAACAUUUGAGUCAAAAAUUUAAUUUGGGGGAACGGAAAUUAGGGUUGGAUCUUGUGUAAAAUAUAUAAUUAAUUGAAGAAAUUUUGUGGGUAGUGUGUAAAUAUUAGGAAAUUGUAAGGAAAUGAGUUCUGUUGUAUUGCGGUUGAGAUAAGUUAUUGGAAAUUUAUAUUAUUAUGAUGGAUAAUGUUACUUCAAAAGACGGGUAUUAUGAUGCUGAUCUUGAAAUGGGGGGAGUUUGUGAUAACCUAGAUUAUAGUGGGGGUGAAGAAAUUGAGAACAAUAAGAUGAAACCAUUGUAUUUUGAGGGUAGUGGUAAUGGAGGGAUUAAGUUUGAAGAGAGGUUAUCGCCUUCGAUUGCUACGAGUUGUGGCGGGGAAGACACGGAGAGUGUGAAAUUAAUGGUAAUAGAUGAAAGGAAUGUGGAAUUACCGGAGAAGAAGGUGGUUAAGGAGAGACCAAAGGCGAUGAGUGCUAAGAAACCCCCGAAACCCCCAAGACCGCCUAGAGGUUUGUCGUUGGAUUCAGCUGAUCAGAAGCUGAUUAGGGAACUUCAUGAACUUGCUAGACUUAAGCGUGCAAGGGUUGAGCGAAUGAAAGCAUUGAAGAAGACGAGAGAAGCAAGGGUUUCUUCCCCAAAAAACCAGCUAUUUGCUACUCUGCUUACUGUUUUGUUCUGCCUAGUUGUGCUUUUGCAAGGAAUUUCAUCUAGGACUAGUUCAGCUGCAAGCUUCCAGGGAUCGCCUAUCUCAUCUGGAGUCGCAGAGCGUAGCAUUAUUUCUGUUCAGCAUAACCCGAUAUCAUCAGCAAGCUAUGAUAACGGAUCCGGUUUUGAAUCUCAUAGAUUAGUGGAGCAGUCUUCUGGGGAUAAUAGAGCAGAACAGGUGAGCAGAGCUGUGGGCUGAGUAUAGCUUGCAGCCUAGGGCCCUAGUGUGCUUUUGUGGUUUCAGGAUUCACCAAAUUUGGUGUGUUAGUUAUUCUUCUGCUGCUGAUGGUUGUGUAAAAACACUCAUACUAAUAACAAAAUCUGUAGCUUUUUGAUUUUGAGAUGUACAUAGUGUUGCAUAAGCAUAAAUUGUGUGCUUCGUAGCUUCUUGGGGCUUGAAGCAUUUUACUGAUAUAUAGAAUAACAAUUAUUUUAAAA
Chenopodium quinoa (quinoa) is the source of this 1454-nucleotide messenger RNA. RefSeq lists its product as uncharacterized. The coding region runs from base 487 to 1215 and encodes 242 amino acids. Lineage: Eukaryota; Viridiplantae; Streptophyta; Magnoliopsida; Caryophyllales; Amaranthaceae. The transcript has 4 exons. The record is from RefSeq and is a predicted model, not a curated record.